Betta splendens (Siamese fighting fish) is the source of this 1106-nucleotide messenger RNA. It is a transcript of the gene ltc4s, whose product is annotated as leukotriene C4 synthase. The transcript is spliced from 5 exons. Gene Ontology annotation, molecular function: glutathione transferase activity; enzyme activator activity; glutathione peroxidase activity. Lineage: Eukaryota; Metazoa; Chordata; Actinopteri; Anabantiformes; Osphronemidae. Gene Ontology annotation, biological process: leukotriene biosynthetic process. Bases 150 to 614 code for a protein of 154 amino acids. Gene Ontology annotation, cellular component: endoplasmic reticulum; nuclear envelope; membrane. The record is from RefSeq and is a predicted model, not a curated record.
GUUCGUGGACCGUUAGUGUCGUUCGCACCUGGGCGGUUUCGGUGCUUCUGACGUGAUGAACCCAGGAGGUCACAGGUUCCAGCUCCGCCCUCCGCGUUUCCUGGGUCGUGCGGCUCGCGUCCAGCUCAGUCUCCGUCCGACCUGCAGACAUGCUGGACGCGGCGCUGGACGCGGCGCUGGGCCUCGGCGCGGUGACGGUGCUGGGCGUCCUGGAGCAAGCCUACUUCUCCCUCCAGGUGAUUUACGCCAGGAGGAAGUUCUCGGUGUCUCCGCCGGCCACGACCGGACCCCCGGAGUUCGAGCGCGUCUUCAGAGCACAAGCAAACUGUUCCGAGUACUUUCCCAUCUUCAUGGCAGCGCUGUGGACGUCUGGACUGUUCCUCAGCCAAGGUCUGUCCUCGGUGUGUGGGCUGCUCUACCUGUACGGACGCUUCCGCUACUUCUGUGGAUACUCGCAGUCGUCUCAGGGACGUCUGGCUCCGCUGUACUUCAGCGCUCAGGUUCUUUGGGUUCUCAUCGGGUUCUCCUCUCUUGGCAUCUUCCUCUCGUUCUGCCGUAUUUACCUGGGAGUAGAUCUGCCGCAGAAGCUGCUCUCCACCCUCGACCUCGUCUGAAGAGGAGCAAAAUUAUCUGGAGAGGUCAAACGGUGAUGGGGCAUUUUUAUUGGUGAUGAUGAAAUAUUUCUAUUUGUUUUCAGUUCUCAUUUAAAUCAGUUUCAGGUCUGGUCAGAAAUGUUUUCAGUAUCUUAAUAAAACGAGUGUCGGGUCAUUUUAUUAUCAGCUGCAAAACCAGUUUUAUGUGUUUUAUAAGUUUUGAUUUGAUUUUCUGUCGAGGUUUGGUCAGCAGGCGGCGCCCUACGAUAAGGUUUCAGCCUGAAAGUUAAAUGGAACCGAAGGUCUCAAAUACUUGAAAACAUUUAGAGCUCUUGUUCCUGGAGGAGGAACUUCGUGUUGUGUCAGUAGAACCCCGUUCUGUGGCCAUUACGGCUCCAGGAUCCAGCCACAGCUCAGUGCCUGAUGAUGUCCACAGUCUUUGUGUCGUUAAUGCCUCCGUUAAUCUGUGAUGAUUAAACCACAGUGGUCUGAAAUAAAACUGCUUCACUCUGA